CUCGCGAGAUUCUCGCGCGGCAGGCGCCGGAGGCCAGCAUGGCGGACUCGCAGUUGAUCGUGAAGCGGGGUCCUUUCCGCUCCACGUGGCUGCGUGCCCGCAAGACUCGGACACAGCUCGUUCUCAGCCGCCGGCCCCGCCGCCGGCUCGGGGCCCUGCGCUGGUGCGGCCGGAGGCGCCUGCGGCGGCGGCUGCUGCAGGCCCAGGCAGCCGGCGCGGACUGGCGGGAGAGCGGCUGCCUGGUGUCGCGCGCGGCCACCCGGAGGCCCAAGAGCGCGGCCCCCAGCCGGGCUCCGGCCGCAGCCCCCGCUCCGAGCGGCCCCGCGAGCCUCCCCAUACCGCCGGUGCGGCCGGCCGGCCCGGGCCGCGCGCUGGUGCUGCUGCCGCUCGAGCAGGGUUUUACUUUUAGCGGGAUCUGUCGUGUGACUUGCCUCUAUGGCCAGGUGCAGGUGUUUGGCUUUACCAUCAGCCAAGGCCAGCCUGCCCAAGAGGUCUUCUCUGCCUACACGCACGCGCGCUUGACUAUCAAUGCCGUGCAUUAUUCCAUGCCUGAGAAAAGCAAGAAGGAGAUGAAAAGGGAAGCCCGAGCUUUGCUCAGAUCUCAUCUUAAUCGGGAUGACAGAUGUUGGUUGAUGAAGAAUUUUUCUCCUCUGUGUUCCAUCGUGAUGCUAGAACAACUGAAAACCUCCACUGUGAACUUCUUAGUCAGCCAUCCAGGUUUAUCUUACGUUUUCGUACAAGAGAGUCCAACCUUCCAGAUUAACUCUGAACAUUUAGCCCUGAGGUCUGUUGGCAUUAGAAGAGAGAAGAAAAAAAACGGCCUUCGUUUGACAGAGAGUGCCCUGUCGGCCAUGGAGGAGUUGGUCACUGUGUCCUGUGAAGAAGUAGACGGCUGCCCUAUCAUUCUCGUUUGUGGCUCUCAAGACGUUGGAAAGUCAACAUUUAAUAGAUACCUCAUUAACCAGUUGUUAAACAGUAUUUCCUGCGUUGACUAUUUGGAAUGUGACCUGGGGCAGACAGAAUUCACACCUCCAGGCUGCAUUUCUUUACUCAAUAUUACGGAGCCAGUUCUAGGACCACCUUUCACCCACCAGAGGACACCACAGAAAAUGGUGUAUUAUGGGAAGCCGUCUUGUAAAAACAACUAUGAGAAUUAUAUUGAGAUAAUAAAGUAUGUGUUCAGUUCCUACAAGAGGGAGUCGCCUCUCAUCGUCAACACAAUGGGCUGGGUGUCAGCACAGCUGUGCCACCUUCUCCUGGCAGCGCGUCACUGUCUGAUGAGCGCGCUAGCUGCUUGUGUCCUCCUCACAGACAAGGGGCUUCUGCUUCUCGUCGAUCUCAUCCGGCUGCUGUGUCCCAGCCACGUCGUGCAGUUCAGCUCUGGCCGGAGCAAGUACAUGCCCAACCUGACCCCUGACUACGUGGACGACGUGGACGGCCUGUACACCAAGAGCAAGUCCAGAGUCCGCAACAGAGGCUUCCGGCUGGCGGAGUUCACGGAGAGCUUGGAGUUCGCCGACGAAGAAAAGGAGAGUCCGGUUGUGUUCACUGGACACAAACUGAUGUGUGUCCAGUCGGACUUUGCAUUCAGGAAAACUCCAAGAAACAGAGAGUCUCACAACAAGGUUCUUCGGGAUUUGGCGGUCCUCGGUUACCUUGGCCAGCUGCAGCCGCCCGUGCCAAAACCGCUGUGUCCCUUACAUGGCCUGACGCCCUAUCAGGUCCCUUUCAAUGCGGUUGCGCUCCGGAUUAUUCACGCUGAUGUCGCUCCCACACAUAUACUAUACGCUGUGAAUGCCAGCUGGGUUGGUCUUUGCAAGAUCCUGGAUGAUGUCAGAGGAUACGCACAUGGACCCAUCCUACUCGCCCAGACUCCGAUCUGUGAUUGUUUGGGGUUUGGAAUCUGCAGAGGGAUCGACAUGGAGAAGAGGCUUUACCACAUCCUCACUCCGGUGCCCCCAGAGGAGCUAAGAAAUGUCAACUGUCUGCUGGUCGGGGCCAUUUCCAUUCCCCAGUGUGUAUUCAAGAGCCAGCGCGGGCUGGAAGGGACAAUCCCUUACGUCACCACCGAUUAUAACUGUAAACUUCCUGGAGCAUCCGAGAAGAUUGGAGCGAGAGAAACCAAGGAGACGCGUGAAGACAAAGUACACCCAAAACCCAAACUCUACCGAAAAGUAAACUGACGCUGACGUCGUCAGUAAGGGAAGGUGCUCUUCCCGGGAAAGCAGACCUGUCUCCAGCCUGACGCCAGAGCGACGGCGGCCGGGAACGGCGCGCUUCUGUCGCAGACGGUGUCUCCUGUGCAACUCGUGGAUCCAGAAUCAGUUUAACUCUUUUGAAAGCUGCGUGACCUCGAGUUUUGCCCUAGUGUUCUGUAUGCUGCUUCGUACUUACUGUCUGUUUUAUUUUCUAAAGAGUCAAAGCAGCAGGGAGAAGUUUGUACACCAUUAAAACAGAACAUAGUCGGUUCCUCACAAAGCCCUUCAAAGACCUGGUUGUUGGAAUCUGAAUAAAAAUAGGGAAACAGGGGCCACAAAAAUCUACCAAAGAAGGAAGGCUGGCCAGUGGGUUCUCGAGCGUAACCGGAUGCGGGGGCUCUCCUGGUCCUUGCCCGGCGAUGGCCGACAAGCAGGGGGUCCCGGCGGCAGGGUCUACCGGUGGAUGGUCGCCACUGGGGGGUCGCGCUCCUCCUCUGCUCCUCUGAUGCCGUCCGUACCCUCGGUCAUUCCCGUGGUCCAGUGUUCAAAGGUUUCGUUUCGUCUGUUCAGUGUAAUCAGGGUUUCGUAGAUAAAACGAUUGGACUCGAGUCAUUCAUCUUUUGUUUUUGUCCUCACCUGAUGACUUUAUGCUGAAAAAAUUGCUCUCAAACCCAGGACACCUUUCCUAGGGUCUGCUUAGAACCAGCUCGGUCCUAACUGACAUCUCGUCUUACGCUGAGGACGCGCGUAGGCUGCCCUGGCACCGGGCUGUUUGGAAGAAGGACCAUCAGCAGCGUCUGGAAAGCCCCCUCUUGCCUUUGACGUCUGGACCAGACGGAACUUGCACCUGCGGAGGACCUGGUGCCACUUAGCACUUUCUCUGCGGGGUGGGGGGUUGGGGGGCGGCUUCAGGAGGCUGGGAGUGAUGCUGCUUUCCCGGAUGGCUUUGAGGGAUAUAGGGGAAACCCGUUCUUCAUCUUCUCUCUGGUUGUCACAAUUCUUGACCCUCCAGGGUCAGAGUGAUUUCAGGAAACAAGAACAUUAGGCGGGGUCACGUCAUUUGUCCGUUUAAAUCUGUGAGAGUCAUACCGAGGUAGCGUUUCACACUUGUGGAUUCAGCUUCCUACAGGCCGAAGGCUGGUUACUCGGAUAAGGGUUUUCACAUCGUGUUAGUUUAAACAGUUGGUUAUUGUCCUGAUUCUUGGGGUGACCCCUCGGUGUCUCAGAGACCCAUGCUCCCACAUUCUCCCCGGAGCUCUGCCACCCCCCAGGGUUGGUUUCAACUCCCUAGAGACUGUUUAAGGUCUAACUUCAUUUGUCUUGUUUAUAUUUAAAUUUACCUUGUGCCUGUUUUCUGUCUUGGUCUUGCCAAAAUUUUGACAAUCUGCCACCCUCCUUCCCUAGUUCCUUGAGUCUUCACAGUGACUCUCUAGGAGACACACAGUGACACACUCUAGGCUCAAGCCGCAGGUCUCAGGAGCAACAUAGGUGGUGCCCCUGGCAACCCAGUCCAGGCAGGCUUGCCUUUGGCCUGAUUUCCUGCCGCCCUCGAGGGUUGUGCCUGGGAAGGAAGCAGGCCUUGUCGCUAGAGGGAGCUGCCAGCCACUGGUCUGGUGGCCGAGGGGCGAGCGCAGCCUGGAGCCUGCCCUUCCCGAGACUGGAGGGCUCAGGCUUCCUGGAGACUUGGCCAGCUUGGGGGGCCUGGUCAGACCCGCGGCCGUGCCAUCCACCCUGGAUGUCUGUGCCUGUGAUUGUCGAUGUCCGCAGCUGGGGCUUCUUGUCGCUUCUACCGGCCUUUGGUUCAGAAUAUGGUGGUAAGAUCCACCCUUGAAUUGUUUUUAAAUUAACAAAAACUCAGUUGUGUGUGUGUGAUUUUCAAAGCACAUGCUUAUUUGAAGAAAAAAAUAACGUGACUUAGAACUCGAAAGCCCUGGUUGCUGAUUUUGUGGUUCUCUAAAGGCAGUUCUUUAGAAGGGAUCCCUCACAGGAAAGAUAGAUGGGAAAGUAGGUGACACGAUUCUUGGAUUCUGGGGUUUUAGUUUGUAAACAAAGGUCAGUUCCUUGCUGAAGUGGUGGCCCUUCUAGAGCGUGGCCUGGGAUGGAGAGAGGGCAGGACAGUCGAGCUGGCCUGCAGGGGCCGUGAGUGUUCGUGAAGUCAAUCUGGAGGAGGCCUGCGGGGCAGGGCGGGGCGCGGCCUGGGCUGGGACCCCUGGGACCAGUGGCUGCUUCCCUGCAGCACGGGGGGGAUUUGAGCCCGUGGCGGGAGCACCCACUCAUGCAGGCCCAGGUUCCUGUGCUUGUGCCCAGAGGGUGUUGUGUUUUUGUUUUCAUUGUCUAGUUGGGAGUUUUAUCCCUCAGGUUUGGACAUGGCAAUACGGUGGUCCAGGCAGCAGGCUUUGGUAGUAGAGCUCUGAGUCAGAGCCCUGAGGGCCCGCGGGCCAGCCGUGGGACUUCGUGGGGGAUACUCGACCUCAGCCUGCUGAUGUCUUCAGAAUGCUGGUGGCUGUUCCUUGGGGUGCCUGUGUGGUGGGUGCACGAGGACUGUCUGUACGUGGCGGGGCAGAACUCCAUCUUUGGCUAAAUUGUAAACUCUGAGAAGGCAGGGACCAAGAUUGUGUUCCUUGGUCACAUUGGGACGACGAAGAAACUAAGUGUUGACAUCCACAGCCGUCUCACCCUCCUGCCUGCAGGCAGGGUUCCCUCCGCAGCAUUUUCCAGCCCGGUGAGCCGUCGUUGGGGUGCCCCAGCGGGCCGGUUCCGGUCUUCCGUUAGCCCCGAGCCCCGUUCCCUGUUCCUGGCAGUUCUUCAGAAACCCCCACGUAGCUGCUUUUAAAGUUGGACGAACCGUUUGCACGUGUAGAAAACGACUUUCAGUCACCGCCGUGUAGGUAACCCGGGUCCCUGCCAUGAUGCUGUGUUGUCUGGUGUUUUUCUAAAUUGUGUGUGUGUCUUAUAAAAUUGGUGUCCUGCCGUAUGUGUGGUUUUUUAAUCCAGCUCUUUUCACUUAACUGUGAACUUCUGUAUCAUUAAAUAUUUUUGAGAACAUGCA
This is a messenger RNA of Mustela lutreola (European mink), 5247 nucleotides long. RefSeq names its product nucleolar protein 9 (gene NOL9). Gene Ontology annotation, biological process: cleavage in ITS2 between 5.8S rRNA and LSU-rRNA of tricistronic rRNA transcript (SSU-rRNA, 5.8S rRNA, LSU-rRNA). NCBI's taxonomy places the organism in Eukaryota, Metazoa, Chordata, Mammalia, Carnivora, Mustelidae. The transcript has 12 exons. Gene Ontology annotation, cellular component: nucleus. The record is from RefSeq and is a predicted model, not a curated record. Gene Ontology annotation, molecular function: polynucleotide 5'-hydroxyl-kinase activity. Bases 39 to 2183 code for a protein of 714 amino acids.